Messenger RNA from Eremothecium sinecaudum, 645 nucleotides. It is a transcript of the gene GAG1, whose product is annotated as Gag1p. The transcript has a single exon. The record is from RefSeq and is a predicted model, not a curated record. NCBI's taxonomy places the organism in Eukaryota, Fungi, Ascomycota, Saccharomycetes, Saccharomycetales, Saccharomycetaceae. The coding region runs from base 1 to 645 and encodes 214 amino acids.
AUGCAGAGAAAUUCAUCAGAUUCAGCAACUAUGUCAAAACUCAGAAAGCGUAGUCAUGAAUUUUUUGGUAUAAGGUUAUGGAUGCAUAAGUUCCGUGUGAAUUUGAAUAAGGUAUCCUCUGAGGUGCUUUCGGACUCUAGUGUAAGUGAUUAUGGGAAGCGUACCGUUGAUGCGUUAUUUAAUGGGAGUACGGAGAUUUCUCCUGAUUGGGUAGAACAGGAGCGCUAUCUUGAAGAUGCAAGUGCGCGUUCUCUUUCAACUACAGAUCAGGAACAAACGGCAUGUAGUAGCAAUACGGAGGAAGUGACUGAGGAGUACACUUUUAGUAGCUACGACCCUAUAAAGCAAAGGGAGCUUUUAAGUAGCCAGUGUAGUGGCCCUUUCAUCCGAGGACCCGAGAUAUGGGAGACUAGACGAAAGCUAUGGACUGCUAGGUCAGAAAAUAAUACUGAGGAUGGUGCUGCUGCACACAAGGCUAACUUCGAGAAGAUUAAGCCCCAGUACUAUCCACGCAUCUAUAAAAAGCUUGUUGUGGACGACCGCUCUCUUUCUGAACCAGUCAAUUUGUCCGAUGUCAUGAAAAUAAUCGAGGCAGGGUGGGUGGAAAAGAAGAAAUGGGAAUUGGCUUCAAAAGGUCUUUGUUAG